This is a messenger RNA of Stegostoma tigrinum, 11478 nucleotides long. Its product is annotated as tyrosine-protein phosphatase non-receptor type 14-like. The coding region runs from base 690 to 4256 and encodes 1188 amino acids. Gene Ontology annotation, biological process: lymphangiogenesis; protein dephosphorylation. The transcript is spliced from 19 exons. NCBI's taxonomy places the organism in Eukaryota, Metazoa, Chordata, Chondrichthyes, Orectolobiformes, Stegostomatidae. Gene Ontology annotation, molecular function: protein tyrosine phosphatase activity. Gene Ontology annotation, cellular component: cytoskeleton. The record is from RefSeq and is a predicted model, not a curated record.
GAAGCAACGACAUCUCAGCCCUUCAUCAGCUCACAUUCCUCACAUUCCACAUUUCUGAUGUCACGAGGCGCAGAUCUUUUUUUCCAAACCCACAAACUGUGACCAUGUUAUUUAAUCGAAAAUAGUCUCGGCUGCAAGGGGACGACUAGGAAAAAAGAAAGGAGGGAGGUUAAAACAAAACAACUUGGCGAUCACAAAGGCUCUCGGACCGCUGGCAGCUGCUGAAGAGUUCAGAAUAGCAAACAAGAAAGUGGGCAGAAAGAAAGUUUCACCAAACAAAAGUAGUUCUUGAGCGGAUGAGGUAGGGCUCUCCGUGUAACUUCAAACACUUCUGGUGAGCAGACGGACCCUGGUCCCGCGGUCCUUUAGACGAGUGGAUCCUUUAUCCAGAAAGGGAUUUUUGUGCUAGUUUCUGCUUGUGGAAACUUUUCUCCUCCCCCCCCCCCCAACUCCCCAAACAAGAAAGGAAGAAAACACGUUGGAAAGUUUGAAGGGACGCGUGCAGUUUGUGGUUUUAAUGGACUGAUCAGACACAAUAAAGACAUGUAAACAGGAAGUCUGAAAUAUUUAAAUGUCACCAGGAAAGGGGUAGCUGUUUCCACCCUCAGCAGGAGAGGAGCUCUGAGACAACAGGCAAACUGUUUGAAGGAUUCCGUUCUGGGAGAGGCAGCUUUUGAGGCUAGUGAGCCAUGCCUUUCAGGCUGAAAUUGAGGAGGACCAGGCGGUACAAUGUUCUGAGCAAGAACUGCUUUGUGACACGCAUACAAUUGCUAGAUAGCAAUGUCAUUGAGUGCACGUUCUCCGUGGAGAGUACAGGACAAUAUUGCUUGGAGGCCGUGGCUCAACGGUUGGAGUUACGUGAGACACACUAUUUUGGACUGUGGUUCCUCAGUAAGACCCAACAGGGACGAUGGGUGGAGCUAGAAAAAGCCCUAAAAAAGCAACUCGACAAAUUUGCCAAUGAGCCUCUCCUCUUCUUCGGAGUGAUGUUCUAUGUACCCAGUGUCUCAAGACUUCAGCAAGAAGUCACAAGGUAUCAGUAUUACCUGCAAGUAAAGAAAGAUGUGCUUGAUGGACGGCUUCCUUGUACGUUAGACCAAGGCAUCAGGUUAGCGGGUUUAGCUGUGCAAGCUGAUUUUGGAGAUUAUGGACAGUACGAAUCCCAGGAUUUCCUCAGAGAAUACGUUUUGUUCCCAAUGGACUGGGCUCAAGAUGAACGGGUUCUGGAAGAAAUGACGUGCAAAGUAGCACUGCAACACCAGGCUUACAGUGGGAUGCUAGCUGCAGAGGCUGAGUUGCUAUACAUAAAGGAAGUGGAACAACUGGAAGGCUUUGGUCAAGAAAGCUUCCCUGCUAAGGAUAACCUUGGAAAUGACACUGUCAUUGGCAUUUCUUUCAUGGGGAUAUUUGUAAAGCACAGGAAUGGCCGGCCAACAAUAACUUACAGAUGGAAUGAAAUUGGAAAUAUUACGCACAACAGGUCUUCAAUUAAUGUGGAGCUAACAAAUAAAGAAGAAACCGUUCCAUUUCACACAGAUGAUAUUGAAAUGGCAAAAUACAUCUCACGGUUGUUCACUGCAAGACACAAAUUUUAUAAACAGAAUAAAAUCUGCGCAGAACAAACACAGUCAUGUUCCCCGACGCCAAUCAGGAGACAACCCACAUGGAGCAGAUCAUCUUUGCCAAGGCAACAACCAUUUAUAAUGUCACCAAUGCACGUUCAAUAUGGAGAGCAUUAUACUGAAACAAACACCUCGCAAGAUAGUAUUUACCAUGGCAAUGAGGAAAGAUUCUACUGCAGAUCUCAGUCUAGUUUGGACAGAUGUCCAAUGGAAUAUAAUUACAUGAAUGGAACUGUGCCAAAUGGCAGUGUGUAUAGUGCUUCUAGCAUGAACUCAUUGAAUCAUUCACAGAACUUCAUCCAGGCAUCGCCAGUGUCCUCUAACCUCAGCAUUCCUGGAAGUGACAUCAUGCGUGCAGAUUACAUCCCCAGCCACAGGCACAGUGCUAUCAUUGUGCCCUCAUACAGGCCUACGCCUGACUAUGAGACUGUAAUGAGGCAAAUGAAACGAGGCGUCAUUCAUAUGGAUUGUCAAAGUCAGUCAUUGAGAAAUCUUAAUAUUGGGAAUACUCAUGCAUACAAUCAGCCAGAACCUAUGGUUUACAGUCAACCGGAGAUCAGGGAGCGAUCACAAUAUCCCUCUCGAUAUGGGUCAAAGCACAGUUAUAACAAACCUGUAGCCACUUCUGCUCAACAAAAUGCCAGCCAUCCAACAUCUACCCGGACAGCAAAUAGUGCAAUCUCACACACAGUAAGCACACCAGAGCUUGCCAAUAUGCAGUUACAAGGUACUCAGAAUUACAGUACUACCCACAUGUUAAGAAACCAUUUUUGUAGACCGCCUCCUCCGUAUCCACGUCCUCGGCCUGCCACCAGUACACCAGACCUUGCCAGUCACCGCCAUAGGUAUGUUAGUGGCAGUAGCCCUGAUUUAGUCAGUCGACGAGUACAGCUCUUUGUGAAAACAUUUCAAGAGGACAGUUCACCUGUCGUGCAUCAGUCCUUGCAGGAAGUCAGUGAACCCCUCACAACAGCCAAACAUCAUGCAGCUGUUAACAAACGCCACAGCCUAGAGGUAAUUAGCAACAUGGUACGGGGUAUGGAGGCCAUGGCACUGAAAACUUUAAGUGCUUCAGUCCCUCAGCGUAGGAACACCAUGCGUGACCAACGGUGUCAAGAUGACCAGGUCCAAGAGGCUCAACAGCAACCUUCGUUUCAUCACAAGAAGACCUUGUCAGAUGCCACAAUGCUAAUUCACAGCAGUGAAAGUGAAGAUGAAGAAGACACACCUGACUAUGAUGUCCAAAUACCAACAUUUAAUGACAAUAUGGACUAUCGAGCCCAGCUGCAGGCAGCAUUGGCAAAAAUACCAAACAAACCCCCUCCUGAAUACCCAGGAAACAAAAAAAGUAUAAGCAAUGGAGCCUUAAGACAGGAACAAGCUAAAAUUUCAGACUUUAUUAUCAGGACCAAACUGCCAGGUCCUGAACUGGAUUCAUUCUCACGUAAUGAACAGAUGACACUUAAUGGGUCUUCACUCGGGCCUUCCAUUUCUGAGCCUGAUCUCACCAGUGUGAAAGAGCGUGUCAAAAAGGAGCCAGUCAAAGAAAGACCUGUAUCAGAACUGUUUUCUACUGAAGACAGCAUUGUGGAAAGGGAAAUCAUGUUGAGGAAUUUAGAAAAGCAGAAACUGGCAGCAGCAGAAGCCCAAAAGAUAGGGCCAUUGAAGUGGGCAGCACUCAAUGGACUCUCAAUGGCCAGGGUUCCAGUGCUCGAGGACAGCCAAGAUGACUCUUCAAAAGUCCCAAUGGACGAAAGGUGCAGAAUGCUAGAAAGAAAGCUGGAAGAAGAUAUGGUGUUUACAGAAUAUGAGCAGAUCCCAAAGAAGAUGGUAGAUGGUGUUUUCACCACAGCAACUCUUCCAGAAAAUGCAGAGCGUAAUCGUUUCAGGGAUGUUGUUCCUUAUGAGGAGAACAGGGUGGAACUUGUGCCAACCAAAGAAAACAAUACUGGCUAUGUCAAUGCCUCCCACAUCAAGGUUACAGUUGCUGGAGAGGACUGGCACUAUAUUGCCACGCAGGGACCCCUGCCACAUACAUGCCAUGACUUCUGGCAAAUGGUUUGGGAGCAAGGGGUGAAUGUUAUUGUCAUGGUUACAGCGGAAGAAGAGGGAGGAAAACCAAAGACCCAUCGAUACUGGCCCAAACUGGGCUCGAAGCACAGUUCAGCAACUUAUGGGAAGUUUAAGGUGACAACCAAAUUCCGCACAGAUUCUGGUUGCUAUGCAACUACAGGUUUAAAGGUCAAGCACCUUUUGUCUGGACAGGAAAGGACUGUGUGGCACUUGCAGUACACUGAUUGGCCAGACCAUGGCUGUCCAGAAGAUGUACAGGGUUUUUUGUCUUAUCUCGAAGAAAUUCAAUCUGUCCGUCGACAUACAAAUAGCAUGCUGGAUUCUACCAAGAGCUGCAACCCACCAGUAGUUGUGCAUUGCAGUGCAGGAGCUGGAAGAACAGGAGUGGUGAUUCUAACAGAAGUUAUGGUUGGUUGUUUGGAGCAUAAUGAGAAGCUGGAAGUGCCAGCUAUGCUGGGAUUUCUCCGACAACAGAGAAUGUUAAUGGUUCAAACAAUAGCUCAGUACAAGUUUGUCUACCAGGUGCUCAUUCAGUUCCUGAAGAACUCUCGGUUGAUUUAGAUGUGAAUUCACAAAUGCUGUAUUUAAACAACCUUAAUAAUUAGCAGUGGAAAUGGAGCUAGCUUUCUUUCCAAGAAAAAGUGCAGCUCAGUACAUCAAGCUUCUGUCAAGUGAUACCUUGAUUUUCAGAACUGUGCCCUUUACUUGUUGAGCAUUUUGUUGAUGUUAAAGCUGCUUUUGAAUCCUUCCAUAGAAUUCUAAAGUACUGAACAUAAUAGUAAGAAACGGGACAUUCUGUGUGCACACUUAACAUGAGUGAAUGGUGGCGUUCUUUUGCAGUUGCUGUGCUUCUGGUUGCACAGUGAUAUUCCAGAAUGAUGUUUUCCAACUAAACAAAUGGAGCACUGUCCACCUUGUAGACUUGUCAAGAAGAUGUACAAUCAAGAGCUAAAAGUAUGUUGGAAUUGCUGUUGUAUUAACUUGAGCAAUAUUCCUUUAACAUUGCCUUGGUCUCAUUGUUAAAAGACCUAAAAGUAUCAGAGGGACUGGUCCAUUUCAUAGUAAUUUGAGGAUGACCUACUGAGUUCACAAACCUUUAAGUGAUAUUAUUUUUUGUAUAAUUGGGAAAACCUGGUUUGCAUAGUUGUAUUUGCGAUUUUGAGCUGAUUAUUACUGUUAAAAAUAGAUGGUAAAAACACACAGAUGAUUUGCUAGAUUACUUUGAUUAUUUAGUAUGAAAACAAUGGCAGCUCAAACUUUAACCUUUUUGAACAGCUGCUUGCCUUGACACUGUUUCUUGGCAUGAUUUCAAACAUUUUGGAUGCAGUUAUAGACUGCUCCUCAAGGGGGCAAUAUUUCAAGGAGUACAGGACACAUUUAUGGCCACAGCAACAUCAGACCUUAUGUAUAAAUAGAAGUUAUAUGGAUGUCCCCAGUAUUCUGGUGGUUUCACUGGUGAUUAGUGACAGGAUCGAAAGAGAUACUCUUCCCAUAAAUAGCAGGAGAUUCUCAUGAAAGAGGUUGAGACACAUGACUGUGGCACCAUCAAUUCUGUGUUGACAUUUCACUUUGUUUAGUGUUAUUUAGCUAUUUUUAAGGAAGCCAGAAUCUUCCACAACACAACAUGUCAGGAGUUCUCAGAGAGUUAAACAUUCAGCAGCUGCAGAUAAUUGCACAAAUGAGAUAUAUCUCCCAGAAAGGGAAACAUUUUCUGCGUUGGGAGUUAAUCAGAUGGGAUAUUUGUGGUUGAUUUAUCUGGCUGUAUAAUCAUCUGGGUCAGUCAUUCAGCAAAGACAGUGCAUGUUGCUAUCACAGACAAGGGACGAAACUUUGCUACUUGUCCAAAAGAGUAGUAGUGUUUCACUAGCUUUUUUAAAUGAUUUAAUCAGCAAAUCUACUGUAGAUUAUAGAGUGGGGCAUUGAUUGGCAUAACACUUUAACAUUGGAAAUAUUUAAAUAGUAUGACGUGGGUUUAUUCCUGUAGAACUCUAGUGAUUUACCGAUUUUAGUCUUGCCCAUUUUCAGGAAUGUUGGAUUGCUUUCUUGAAGGACAAAAGGAAAAUCGGUCAUAUGGAGGUAGAUUCACACACACACAAGCAGUACUACAAGAAGCCUGGCAGCAUGUUACUACUUGCCUGGUAAUUAAGGUCUGGUUGUAUUGCAAAAACAGGAAAACUUUCAAAAGAUGUUUGACCCUUAAACUUUAGAUUUAAAAAAAAAAUUCAGUUGAAACUGCCAAUUGAUGCCUGGUCCCCUAAUUGUAACUGCAGUAUUUUAUUCUGUGACUAACACACCAGGCAUUGUGUUUAAUGAGUUUUGUUUUUAUUUUUAAACUGAGUUGUCUUCUAAAGUUGGCUUCAAGCAUUAGAAUUCAUGCUGAGUUGUGUGUUACACAGACUUGACUCAAUGAAUGAAGCUACUUGCAACUCUCCACAAACUACAGAAAAUGCUGAAAAGACUCAUCUGGUCAAGUAUCAGCCCUAGGCCUAAACAUUAGUCACUUCAUCAAUGGCUUUCCCUCUAACGUAAGUGCAAUGUUUGCUGAUGAUUAUGCAGUAUUCAAUACCACUUGUGAUUCCUCAGAUAGUGUAGCAGUCUGUGCAUUCAUGCAACAAGACUUAGUAGAGAACACUGAGCUGUAUGUUCAUAUGUGGUAAGAAAAAAUUCAUGGCACACAAGUGCCAGGCAAUGACCAUCUCCAACAAGAGAGAAUAAUACCAUCUCCCCUUAACAUUCAACAGCACCACUGAACAUCUCAUCAUCAAAAGCCAUUGACUAGAAACUGAACUGGUCCUGCCUCAUAAAUACUGUAGCUACAAGAGUAGUUCAGAGGCUGGGAUAUACAGUGCAUAACUUAUCUCUUGACUCCCCAGAGUCUGACAAUCAUCUACAAUGCCCAAGUCAGUAAUAUGAAGGAGUCCUCUCCACUUGCCUGGAUGAGUGAUGCUUCAACAUCUCUCAAGAAGCUCACCGUCACACAAGAUAAAGCAGACCUCUUGAUUGGCACCAUAUUAAACAACUUGAACAAUCACUGCCUCAACCAGUGAUACACAGUGGAAGCAGUGUGCACCAUUUGCAAGAUGCAUUGUAGUAACUUGCAAAGCCUCCUUCAACAGUACCUUCACAUCCACAAUUUCUACCACUUAGAAGAUUAGGGACAACAAAUGCAUUGGAACACCAUUACCAGCAAGUUUCCCUCUUAGUGUCAGAACAUGCUGGCUUGGAAUUAUAUCACCACUCCUUUACUGUCAUUCAAAUCACAAACCUGUAACUCCUCCCUAAUAAGACUGUAGCUCUCCCUUACAGCACAUGGACUUCGGUGUUCAAAGUGACUUACUGCCACCUUCUCAAAGUCAGUUGGGAGUAGCAAUAAAUGCUAGCCUGGCCACCAAAUGCUCACAAAAGUAGGGUUCAUGUUUCAGUUCUGAGUUCUAAAAUAUUAACUGUUACACGCUGCACAGAUACUGCCUGUCUUGAGUAUUUCCAGCAUUUUCUAGGUGUGUUUCAGUUUUUCAGGAUCUGCUCUAUUUCUUACUCUAAAAUUAAAGCAAAUUGACAUUGUGAGGAAGAGCAAUGUGUAUAAGAAAAAAAGACAUCUCUAAUGUAAAAGAGAAAGAAAAACCACUCCAUGUGGAGUAAUAGUGUUAUUUUAAUUUAUUUUAUAUAUUUGUUCCGUUAACUAAUUUAAGUUACCAGAUCUUUUUGAAGACUAUAAGCAUUAAACAAAAAUAACACGAAAUGGUCAAUUUUAUUUCUGAAUCUUACUACUUUUUAUACAAAUAACUGGUACCAAAUAUAAGACAUUAGAAGGAUAUUUCCAUUGUUAUCCAUUUUUAAUUUGAAGCAUUCUUUUUGCAACAACUACAUUUUUUUCUGCACUGCAGAGAAAAAGAUGUUUAUAUAACUGGAGGUUAAGUAUUUUAAAAUUGACCAUUGUCUUAACGUUUGUAAUAUGGUCAUUCCUAUAAAUAUUAGGACAAAUUAUUUUGAUCUCUGGGAAGAUUUUUUUUAAUUGUAAGAGGAAAAUCAAUUUGAUUCAUUGUCGUUUUUGUUACAUUUCAAUAGAGAUUCUUAAAUAAACUAUCUGUUCAUGAACAACUAUGUAAAUUAUUUCUUGCAAAUCAGUAAGCGUUUGAGUAAUUUAAAGAAAUUUACCGAAACAUCAAACAAUCCUCAUCAAUAGAUUCAUGGAAUAGAUUUUUUUUUAUCUUGAUGGCAAAAUAUUGUGCCAGUUCUAAAAACGUUAAUAAAGAUAGCAGCACUAAAACAAGACAGACUAAAACAAGACAGACAGGUCAAAACAGCUUUUCAUGUACUACUGUGUAAGCCUCCAUGACUAGAUAGUCAUGCCUUCCUGUAGAUAGUAUGGAUCACCCAACUUUGACAGCUAGAUAUUUGUCAGGGCAUUCUGUUAGCAUGAUGGUACAAUACUUAGGUUAUUUAAUUUUCAAUAGGCAAACUGCAUUAUUUUUUAUUAUUAAUGGUAAGGAGAGAAGGCAAUCUUCCCAACAACUUUACAGAGGGGAUAGUGCUCCUUUUUUUGACUGACUGUUUCUAAUUGAUUAUUUUUACUCUGAGCUUGCUGUUGCUCAGUUGUGGAAAAAAAGACUUAUAUGAACUGAUUUAUGAACUACAACAUGUUACAGGUGCAAUCCAAGUUUAAAUAAAAAUAUCAACCAGCAUUUACACACACCUUUCUCAGUAAAAAGGAAUGAAUGCUGUGGGUGGAAGGUAGCUUCAAAAUUAAAUUACAGAAAUUACUUAUGCAGAAAUACAGUUAGAAAACAAAUUUUAAAUAACUUCCCUUAAGAUGACAUAACCGAUGAGCAAAAGCCAAAGAAAGCCACCUGCAAACUUGUCAUCACCAGAUGCAAAAAUGAUCAAGUACAUACAUUGUCAGAAAUUGUAUAUUUUUUAGAACUGAGAGAAAACAAUGUUUAAUAAAAACAUAUGGUCGUUGGCAAAAAAUUCAGAAGAUUGAAGACUGGAAUGUAAAAGAAAAUAAUACAAAAGAUAAACACUCUGGGUGAAGGUGCUAUAAUCCCUUUAAUAAUAACUAGCAUUAAGUUUAAGCAAGGUUCGGGUUGGAUAUUAAACAAUGUGCAAGUCUGGAUUGUUUCAGUUUUGAUCACGGUGCUGGGUAUGGUAUGUAAACUAAAUAUAUGUGACAUGCAGGCUUUGAAAUCCCUUGCAUGCUGCUUCUUGCCCUUUGACAACUGCUAGGUUUAAUAGGAAAACACCUGAUUCCUAUGGGACAGACGUGAGUUAGCGCCAGAAGAGGCAAAUUGCUGCUGCCUACUGCAUGCAUUUGAAAAUUCAGGGUUUGCCUACCAUGGGAUGGAAUAGUCAGUCCAGCCCUGCUCCACUUUGCAAGUCGAGCCAUUUGCUUUCCAAUACCUCAUGUAAGAACAUGAUUGAAACGUUUCUCUAGUCUGUAUCCAUUGGGUGGUACUCACUUUCGCUCAUUCGAAGACCUAUACCAUAAAUCGCUAGAUGUAUUGAACGCUGCAAAUAUCUGGGUUGUGACUGAGUUAGAAUAUUGCAGCAUUAGAAGUCCCGGCACAGAUUCAGUUCCCUGGUAAUUUGGCUUGUAAGAUUUCACUCCUUAACAAGGCAUUGGGAAAUUACUAAUGAAAAUGGAGUCUCACUGAAAUUAUGACAAGGGGUGGACAGAAACCCCAAGGAAUUUCAGGGUUGUCGCUCAGUAGAAUAUUUUAGAUGAACCCCUAAACCGUGCAUUGAUUAUCAGUAAUUGACAGGUGAAAAUAUGUUUUUCAGACCACUUCCUAGAAGCUAAAUUUCACACACAGUGCUGCAUGGUCGGAGGGGAAAAAAAGUGAGGAGAAAUGGAAUAACUUUAAAUGGUUUAGAUGCUCACAGAUUCAGUGGGUUGGUGAGAAGUUCAAAAACCCUUGUGGGGAACCUUGUUAUUAAAAUUGUCAUAUCUAAGAUGGCUGGCUCACUGUGACUUUGCAAGCUCUUUCCACUGACUAAUACUGUUAACUGAUCUUAAUUUGUGUAUUUAUAUAAUUUAACAGUUUGGAUUAAAGUCCAGUCUGAGUUUUUAAUAUGCUAAUAUCCGUAUUGUGUCUCAGUAUUUUUUUGGCUCUUCAAUAUUGCUAAGGUUUGAAUUGUUGGAACACGUGCUGUUGAACAGUGUUCUAUAUUGAUUGCCAAAUGAUUGCCAUAUCUGAAAUUGCAACACAUUCGUUGCAAACCUAUCACAUAUUGUAUUUGAUGUUUGGAAAUGCUGAAUGGUUGGUGGUUGACCAAUUUUUAACGUUGCUCUGAUUGUUGACUUAGUAUGUUUUGAGCAGUAAUCAAGCGCCAAAACCUAUUUGUUGUUUUUUGUUAAAAAUGCUUUUGAAUGUACACAUUUUUUAAUGCCUCUGUGAUGUGUCUUAGGACUGUUUUUAAUAUGUUAAAGGCGCUAUAUAAUUUUUAUAUAUAUGAAUAAAUGCAUUUAUCACUGUAGGUUUGAGGUGCACCCAGAAUCCUUUUCAGUUUUUGGCUUAAACUUUGACCAGUUAUUCAGAUUCAAAGUUAGGUGGGCCCAAUUGGAAACCAUGUACUGCACAGUUAGCUGUGCAUUACCGCCAAAAUAUUAGGAUAUUUACCACAAGCAGCUCUGGAAGUCUUUUUUUGUUUAAAACUUGCUGUUUUAAAUAAUAAGUCAUACAAGAUCAAUAUAAAAUCAUUAGUUUAUCUAAUGAAAAAUAAGGUCAUGACAACUUUGCUAUAUAACAAAUACAAAUUUGUUGUACACUAUAUUGAAAAGUAGUGGGGAAACUUGCUAAAAUUUCUGUCUUUGUAUAACUAUAACUCACCUUGUUUGUGUGCCAACUUUAAAUGUACCAACUAACCCUUAUGUAAAAAUUGAAAGAGAGUUUUGUGCUGGAAUCCACCAGAAUACUGAACUGUCUACCCUUACACCAUUUAACUAUUGGCAGAAUGGACUGGAUUUAAUAAAUUUACUAAGUCCAUUGUCUAACCUUGUGUUACAUAUUCCGAAUUGAUAGUGAUCGAUUAAGGAAUAAACAUAUGUUGCUUUAAGAGAACAUUCCUGUCAUAUUCAUUAAUACAUAUGGACAUUUAUGUAAGCAGUGAAUGAAAGACAUUAAGACUUACAUUGAUAGGGUUAAGCAUGUUGGUCCCUAUCUUUAACAAGUAGGAUUGUGCUAUCAAUUGCCAAAUUCAACUGAUACACACGUGAUCUUACUCAUUAAUAAUGAAACCAGCACCAAGUUUAGAACUAGAGAUGCACAUUCACUUGGUCAAAAAAUAAAAAUUGAUUGCGGUAUGAGUGAUAACUGACAAUAAUAGUAACUGAUUCCCUAUAUCUAUUGAAAGGAUAUCUUUGAACAAGUUCAAAGGCACAUCAUGAACAACGAUUUUAAUUUUUCAUUAGUGAUCUCUUAUGGCGAUGUCCACGUGGUUUCUUUAUAAAAAGAAACUUACUAAUUUCCCAUGGCUUCCACAGAUUCUAACUGGACAGGUCAGUUAAUUUUUAGCAUCAAUGUGCCGAUAGUGGAUUCAAUUGAAAUUGUUCCUUGCUCUAAACCACUGCUCUGCAUCUCAUUUGGAAAUAAGCCCUUAAUUAGCACAAAAAAGCCUAUAAAUGUGUGUUAUACUAACUCAGUGAAAAGGCAUCUGCCCUCAUAAUUUAUAUUCUCAACCUAUUGUGUUUCUAUGUCUGAAAAUGUAUAACUUUGUGACAGGAAGUUUUAAGUCCAUGCCAUGUUGGAGUUGCAACAAAAGUGGUUUUAACUACAAUGAGUGGAAC